AUGCCUAUACCCAUCCAUGAUGCCGAAGCACUACUGGAUGAUGCAUCGUUAUCUCGGACAGAAGCGACGGGAGAAUCAUUCCCUGCUUUAGAGCAUUUCAGAAUACAAAAUGUUCCUCCAGCGGCAUAUUAUAUUCCAGAUUUCAUUACCAAAGAAGAGGAAGAAUACCUUUUAAGGAGAAUAGGUGAAUCACCUCAACCGAAAUGGAAGAAAGUCGGUACAGGUAGAAGGCUACAAUAUUGGGGAGGAACAAUGUCCAAGAAGGGAAUAUUGUUACCUGAACCAUUACCUGAUUUCCUCAACGAAUAUCCAGAUAUUGUCGAGCGUAUCGAAUCUUUUCUGAGGGUAGCAUCAAGUGUCAAAGGUAAAGAAAAAAUGGAAUUAGGUAUAAAUCAAGUACUGAUCAACGAAUAUCAACCUGGACAAGGGAUAUCUCCUCAUGAAGAUGGACCUGCAUUUCAUCCGUUGGUGGCUACAUUAUCACUUGGGUCUCAUACGGUCUUAGAUUUACAUCAUUAUUUGAAUCCUACAUCACCUUCACCACCGAUGAUCUCUUCUUCUCCAUCUCUGACAGAAGGGGAGAUGGGUAAAUCAAUAGCAGCAAUACCAUUAGGUCAUUUACUUCUAAUGCCAAGAUCGUUACUUGUCCUAUCAUCAACUCUCUACACGUCCCAUCUACACGCCAUCUCCUCAAGGCACAAGGAUAUAAUCGUUCCUCGAUCAUUGUCAACUCCCACCACCAAUCCCAAUGGAGCUCAGUCCUCAGGAAUCGAUGAAGAAGGUGCGGUGACCAUCGCUAAUGCCGAAUUACUUGGAGAUGCAGAAGUGAUCGACGCGCUCAGAGAAGGUAAAUGGAUAGGCGAAAGAGGUAUAAGAACAAGUUUGACUUUUAGAAGAGCUGAAAAAGUAUUGAAAGGUGGUGCGUUAGGCGUAUUGGGGAACGCCUUGAAGAGACCAUAG
Messenger RNA from Kwoniella shivajii, 960 nucleotides. RefSeq lists its product as uncharacterized. The record is from RefSeq and is a predicted model, not a curated record. Gene Ontology annotation, cellular component: nucleus. NCBI's taxonomy places the organism in Eukaryota, Fungi, Basidiomycota, Tremellomycetes, Tremellales, Cryptococcaceae. The coding region runs from base 1 to 960 and encodes 319 amino acids. The transcript has 7 exons.